Lachancea mirantina is the source of this 1377-nucleotide messenger RNA. The record is from the annotation of a GenBank genome assembly. NCBI's taxonomy places the organism in Eukaryota, Fungi, Ascomycota, Saccharomycetes, Saccharomycetales, Saccharomycetaceae.
AUGUCGUAUGCUUCGAUAAUCUUAGGGCUGGGUUCAGUUGCCUUGGCACUUUUAAUCCCUCCUUUGGCAUGGCAUCUAAAAACCAGAAAUACGCCGGCCAUCAUUUUGAUAAUCUGGCUUUUCUUGAUGGAUGUGAAACUUUUGGUUGAUGCGGGUGUUUGGUCUGGCAACGAGUACGCUGAAAAAUGGAAUGGUGCGGUCUGGUGCGACAUUAUGACAAAAUUGCAAAUUGGUGCCAAUGUGGGCAUUUCGUGCUCCGUGGCAAAUAUCGCCUAUAAUCUGCAUGCUAUCUUGAAAGCUGACGCGGUCAUUCCCGAUCAUAAAUCCCGACGCAAGAUUCUUACCGAUUUGGCAAUCACUCUGGCUUCGCCGAUCGUAACCAUGGGUCUAUCUUAUCUCGUACAGGUGGUGAGGUUUGGUGUCGCACGGUACAGCGGAUGUCAAAAUAUCUUGUCUAAUUCGUGGCUCACUAUUGUGAUCUAUACGCUGUGGAUGUUGGUUUGGUCACUUUUGGGCUUUAUUUACGCCCUUCUGCUGCUUUAUGUGUUUUACAGAAAGCGCAAGGACGUCAGAGACAUUUUACAUUGUACCAAUUCCGGCUUGAAUCUGGCUAGGUUCUCGCGCCUCCUGCUCUUUUGCAUUUUAAUUAUAAUGGUGAUGUUUCCAUUCUCGUUAUAUUCCUUCAUCAUUGAUAUCGCACAGGGCUUGGACCUUUACAACUACAAUGACGUGCAUGAGAAGAUCACUUAUAUUGUAUUUUUCGAUCCUGGAAAACCACUCUACAGUGUUUGGCUCUACAUUUUGAUGUCUUACUUGGUUUUCAUCGUUUUUGGAACAGGUUCAGACGCCAUUGCAAUGUAUGUCAAAAUUCUCAGGACCAUAGGCUUGGGUCCAUGCAUUGACGAAAUAUCAGAUGUGGUAUCUUCUAGAAAGGCUAGGGAUUCCUCUCAAGCUGUCACAACGUUUUUGGCAGAAACUAAGGCUUAUUAUAGUGAUGGAACUUUAACGGACUCUACUCAAAAGAGUUUUAUGAAGGGCUCUAUAUCCUACGAUGCACCUUCCACAAGUGGCUCGGGUGUGACUAAUUGCGAUUCGAAGUUCAUAAUCGACUACAUGUUACCUCAUGAAAGGGAACGCUGUGGACAAAGCGGUCGUCAAAGGCUAUACAAUGACGUUUCUCGUCAUUUAGCCCUAGCGAACGUACCUGCUAAUCCCAUAGACUUUCAUGAUGAGAAUUCGAUUUGUGAACUUUCCGGAAGUUCAUCAAAUUUCAGGGAAUCUAUCAGUGGUCGAAGUCCCACAGAGGUGAAUAACAUUUUAAAGGACGAAGUGCUCACUCAAGGGCGUACUCUUGACGAUAUCGCCGAUUCCGUUUGA